Durusdinium trenchii is the source of this 1509-nucleotide messenger RNA. NCBI's taxonomy places the organism in Eukaryota, Dinophyceae, Suessiales, Symbiodiniaceae. The record is from the annotation of a GenBank genome assembly.
AUGCUUUCUGGAAGGCACCCAUAUGAGCCACCGCGUCGCGUCGUCUCAGUGGUUCGCCUCAGUGGAGAACACCUGGCGUCCGCCUGUGUGGAGGAAACCUUGGAGGCCAUCUUUGAAGAAGUGCGACGCGAGGAAGGCAGCGCUUUCAUGCUGAUCUCUGCUGAUGGCAAGGUGGUGCUACCCUCCACACGAGCCUCCGAGCUUGGAGAGGAGAUCAUCACACUCACAGUGAUUGCUCAUGUUGUUCAGCGAGUGAGCUCCACCCGCACCGCCUUCGCAGUGGUCACCGCUUCUGGCUCGGUGGUCGCUUGGGGAGACAGCGAUAUGGGUGGCGACACUAAGAGUGUGCAGCCAGACUUGAUGUCCAAUGUCUCCCGUGUUUAUUCCAAUGCUUUCGCCUUCUGCGCGCUGAAGAACGACGGUUCGGUGAUCACCUGGGGCUUGCCGACGGGCGGGGGGGAUUCCCGCAGCGUAAGGACCUCCCUCCAAGGUGGGGUCAAAGAGAUCUUCGCCACGCGCUUGGCAUUUACAGCCCUCAAGGAGGACGGUUCCCUGGUCACCUGGGGCGCUAGCACCUAUGGCGGCGACCUCCGCGACGCGGCACGUGGGGUCGUGAGCGUCAUGGCCACGGACAGUGCAUUCGCGGCUUUGAGAGAGGAUGGGUCUGUGAUCGCUUGGGGUGAUGCAACAGCAGGUGGCGAGGUGGGAGGGUUGGAUCUCUCGGAGGGCGUGCUGGAGCUCUUUGCGUGUAAAUACGCCUUCGCGGCCCUCAUCGACCAAGGUUACUCGGUGGUGUGCUGGGGCAGUGCCAUCUCGACCGGUGAUGUGAAGUAUUCCUUCACAGUCCCCCUUCAGCGCCUUUUCUGUACUUCCUCUGCUUGGGCCGCCUUGGACCAGCGCGGUCACGUUUGCUGUUGGGGGGACGCCGCGGCGGGGGGCGACGUGCCGCGCCCGGUGGCGGAGCAGCUCGCGGCGGCACCGGUGGUGGAGAUCUUCGGGAAUGAGGUCGCCUUUGCAGCGUUGAGAGAAGAUGGUGCCUUGAUCACCUGGGGUGGUCACUAUUUGGAUUUGGAUCUAACCUCAGGAUCCGAGAUCGAACAGCUCUGGCGGGGUCCCUUCCAGCAGGUCCAGUCCACCUGUCUCGCCUUCGCGGCCUGCCACACCACCGGGCACGUGAUCACCUGGGGCCAUCGGAACCGCGGGGGCGACAGUAGCGCGGUGCAGCAGCGCCUCGUCCAGGUUCGACAGCUUUGUGCCACGGACAAUGCCUUUGCUGCGGUGGCGGCUGGCGGAGGGGUGGUCACUUGGGGUGUCCAAGAUUCAGGUGGCAACUGCUCGGCGGUUGCAGAAUGCCUUAAAGAAGAUGUCCAUCAAGUUUACUCCACCUGCAACGCGUUCAUGGCCGUGAAGUACGAUGGCUCCAUCGUUACUUGGGGUGGUCGUCGCAGUGGAGGUGAUGCCAGCAAGGCGGCACAAGAACUGCAAGUGGCGCAGCCAUGCGCAGCCUGA